AGGGGUCCCGUCAUGGCGGGGGCCGGAGCCGGGACGAGUCCGCGAGAGAAGCGCUCCACGGCGGCGCGCCUGAAAGCUGCUCUGGGCGGCUGCAGCAGCAGCAACGGCGGCGGCUCGGGCGUGGAGGAGAGCGAGGCCAGCGCGGAGCUGCAGGCGCUGCUGGAGCGGGUGCUGCGGCCGGCGCCGGGCGGCGAGGCGGUGUCGGAGGCGUUGGCUUGGUGCCGCUGCCUGCUGGCGGGCGGCGAGCCGUGGGAGGGCUUCGUGCAGGCGGUGAGGGCCUACGACCCGGCCACCCUCUGCGGCCUGGUGUGGACGGCCAACUUCGUGGCCUACCGCUGCAGGACUUGCGGCAUCUCGCCCUGCAUGAGCCUCUGCGCCGAGUGCUUCCACCAAGGCGAGCACGCCGGCCACGACUACAACAUGUUCCGCAGCCAGGCCGGGGGCGCCUGCGACUGCGGCGACGGCAACGUCAUGCGGGAAGCCGGGUUUUGCAAAAGGCAUCGAAUAAAAUCAAGCUCAGAAGUUCCAUCUGUUCCGAAAGACCUGCUGAUAAUGUCUGAACUGGUUCUUCCACAAUUCAUUUUCUGUCUUAUUCAGUACUUAAGGGAAGGCUAUAGUGAACCAGUUCUUGAUCUACCAACAGAAAAAGACAGUCAGAAAGUCAUGAAAGUGCUUCAGACAUUGGAACCACACAUUUCAUUUCUGGAAGAUCUGACAAAAAUGGGAGGAGCAAUGCGUUCAGUCCUUACUCAGGUUUUGACAAAUCAGCAGUUCUAUAAAGAUCUCAGCUCUGGUGGUGGAGAAAAUGCUUGUGCAAAGAAAAGCCAUGAGAAAUACCUUAUAGCACUGAAGGGUUCUGGACUGACAUUCCCUGAAGAUAAACUUGCCUGCGGAGUGCAGGAACAAGCUGCUGGGGCCAGCACUUCAGCAGUUCAAGGUUGUGCAGGUGCCACACCCUCUUCAGGGCAAGGUGAUUCUUCAGAUGAGGAGGACCAAGAUGGUAGCCAAGGUGUGGGAAAGCGCAAAAGGGUGAAACUGAGCAGCACCACCAAAGAUCAAUCCAUCAUGGAUGUUUUGAAGCAUAAAUGUUUCCUAGAAGAAUUAUUGUUUUGGACAAUAAAAUAUGAAUUUCCCCAGCAGAUGGUGACUUUCUUACUCAACAUGCUUCCAGAUCAAGAUUAUAAGAUCGCUUUCACAAAAACCUUUGUGCAGCAUUAUGCUUUUAUCAUGAAAACCCUGAAGAAAAGCCAUGAGUCCGACACGAUGUCCAACAGAAUUGUACACAUCAGUGUCCAGCUGUUCAGCAACGAGGAACUGGCACGGCAGGUGACAGAAGAAUGUCAGCUCCUCGAUAUUAUGGUUACUGUCCUGCUGUAUAUGAUGGAGAGCUGCCUUAUUAAAAGCGAGCUGCAAGACGAAGAAAACAGUUUACAUGUAGUAGUGAACUGUGGAGAGGCUCUACUGAAGAACAAUACCUACUGGCCACUUGUCAGUGACUUUAUUAAUAUCCUUUCACACCAAAGUGUGGCAAAGAAAUUUUUGGAGGAUCAUAGGCUAUUAGUAAUGUGGAUGAACUUUGUAUCAUUUUUUCAAGGUAUGAACUUAAACAAGAGAGAACUUAAUGAACAUGUUGAGUUUGAAUCCCAAACUUAUUACGCUGCUUUUGCUGCUGAGCUCGAGGCCUGUGCCCAGCCAAUGUGGGGGCUGCUGUCCCACUGCAAAGUCAGGGAGACACAGGAGUACACACGAAAUGUUGUUAGAUAUUGCCUAGAAGCACUUCAAGAUUGGUUUGAUGCCAUCAACUUUGUGGACGAGCCUACUCCGAAUCAAGUCACUUUUCAUCUACCACUGCAUCGUUACUAUGCUAUGUUUCUGAGUAAGGCUGUUAAAUGUCAAGAAGUAGAUCUGGAUUCCCUUCUCCCAGACCAGGAGAUGCUGAUGAAGUUAAUGGUUCACCCACUUCAAAUUCAGGCCAGUCUCUCUGAAAUCCAUAGUAACAUGUGGGUGAGAAAUGGCCUGCAGAUUAAAGGACAAGCUAUGACCUAUGUGCAGUCUCACUUUUGUAACUCUAUGAUUGAUCCGGACAUUUACCUAUUACAGGUCUGCGCUUCUAGACUUGACCCAGAUUAUUUUAUUUCCUCAGUCUUUGAAAGGUUCAAGGUGGUCGAUCUCCUAACAAUGGCUUCUCAGCAUCAGAAUACAGUGCUAGAUGCAGAGCAUGAGAGAUCAAUGUUAGAAGGGGCCCUAACAUUUCUUGUAAUUCUCUUAAGUCUCCGUUUACAUUUAGGCAUGACCGACGAUGAGAUCCUGAGAGCUGAGAUGGUUGCUCAGCUGUGUAUGAACGACAGGACACACAGUUCACUAUUGGACCUCAUUCCAGAAAACCCUAAUCCUAAAAGUGGUAUUGUUCCUGGAAGUUUAAGCUUUGAAUCAAUGUUGUCAGCUGUGGCUGAUUUCAAAGCUCCUGUAUUUGAACCUGGGGGCUCCAUGCAACAAGGAAUGUAUACGCCUAAAGCUGAAGUUUGGGAUAAGGAAUUUGACCCCGUCAUGGUAAUCCUUCGCACUGUUUAUCGUAGAGAUGUACAGUCUGCCAUGGACCGAUACACAGCAUUUUUAAAGCAGAGUGGAAAAUUUCACGGGAACCCCUGGCCUCCAUACAAGAAAAGAACUCAUUUGCACCCAAGCUAUAAAGGACUCCUGAGGCUCUUGCACUGCAAAACUUUACACAUUGUGUUGUUCACUCUACUUUACAAGAUAUUAAUGGAUCAUCAAAACUUAUCAGAACAUGUUCUUUGCAUGGUAUUAUAUUUGAUUGAACUGGGACUAGAGAACUCUUCUGAGCAAGAGUCUGAUGAAGAAGAUUCUGUGGGAGGACAGGAACGCUGCCAUGAUAGCUGGUUCCCAGGGAAUAACUUGGUGUCAAACAUGCGCCAUUUUAUUAACUAUGUCCGUGUAAGAGUACCAGAGACAGCUCCAGAGGUGAAAAGAGAACCACCUGCAAGUACAAGCGCUGAUGGUUUUGCUGCUUCUCAGAAUUCAGGAACAGCUCAAGUAUUCAGCUUGGUGGCGGAGCGUAGAAAGAAAUUCCAGGAAAUCAUCAAUCGCAAUACCAGCGAAGCCAGUCAGGCAGUCCGACCCAAGACUUCCAUGAAAUGGUCAGCUCCAGGCACAACGCCUCAGCUAACAAACGCUAUCCUGGAGGUCAAGGAAAGCAUCUUGUCUCUGCUGGUUAAGCUUCACCAUAAGCUGUCAGGAAAGCAAAACUCUUACUAUCCUCCUUGGUUGGAUGACAUGGAACCAUUACUCCCACAAGAAAACCCUAAGUAUUUUCACGGGGAUGGAAUGACAGCUGUAGAAAGGAUAUUAUUGAAAGCUGCACUUCAAAGCAGAUUAAACAAACGUAUCAUUGAGGAAAUAUGUAGAAAAGUGACUCCGCCUGUUCCCCCCAAAAAGAUUAGUCCUGCAGAGAAGAAGACCUUGGACAAAGAAGAAAGACGACAGAAGGCUAGGGAGAGGCAACAGAAGUUGUUAGCUGAAUUUGCCUCAAGACAGAAAAGCUUUAUGGAAACUGCCAUGGAUGUUGAAUCACCGGAUACAGAUAUUGCUAUGGAGAUAACAACAUCGGAACAGCAUGUUACAGAAGCCAUGUAUGAUUGUGUGAUUUGUGGCCAGAGUGGCCCUUCUACUGAAGAUCGACCAGCAGGAUUGGUUGUGCUCUUACAGGCGUCUUCAGUUUUGGGGCAAUGCCGUAAUAGUACUGAGCCUAAGAAGCUGCCAACUUCGGAAAAGGAGCAGAUUUAUGCUCGGGAUACGUGCGCAGCUGUCUAUGAAGAACGACUUGCAACUUUACAAAAGUUCUUCAAAGAUAGUUCCUGUCUGCAGUCAGUAUCAAUUGGCUGGGAAGGAGGUGUGUAUGUACAAACCUGUGGACAUACAUUGCACAUAGAUUGUCAUAAAUCCUACAUGGAAUCAUUACGGAAUGAUCAAGUCCUCCAGGGAUUUUCGGUGGACAAAGGAGAAUUUACUUGUCCUUUAUGCAGGCAGUUUGCUAACAGCGUCCUCCCAUGUUAUCCUGGCAACAAUGUGGAGCGAAGCCUUUGGCAAUGUCACACUAAUAAGACAAUGCAAGAUCUCAUAAAGGAGGUGGAAGAGCUUCAAGAACAGCUGGGAACUUUCCCAUCAGAAACCAACUUAAGCAAGGAAAUGGAGUCUGUGAUGAAGGAUAUCAAAAGCACUACCCAGAAAAAAUACACUGACUACAGCAAGACUCCUGGAUCACCAGACAAUGAUUUUCUUUUCAUGUAUUCUGUAGCCAGGACAAAUUUGGAGCUCGAACUGGUACAUCGGGGAGGCAAUCUCUGUCAAGGAGGUGCAAGCACCGCUGGAAAGAGAUCAUGUUUACAUCAGCUGUUUCAUGUGUUGGCUAUGCACAUGCGACUCUACAGCAUUGAUUCUGCUUACAACCCAUGGAAGAAGCUAACACAGUUGAUGGAAGACAAGAAUUUGCAGAUGUGUGGUGAAGAUCAACCAGAGGUUCCAGUGCUUUACAGAGAUGUAUUAUCUCUUUUGCUUAUCCAGAUUUUGACCAUGCCACAGCCAUUGCACAAAGAACACUUUACCUGUAUCAUAAAGGUGCUUUUCACAUUAUUGUAUAUACAAGCCCUCGUUGCACUUUCUGUUAAAGGCAGCACUGAUGACAGGACAGCUUGGAUGAACUCAGGAGCUUUGAAAAAGAAUAUGUCCAAUGCAAAAACAUCUCAUGAAGCAUUGCUGAGUCAUGCGAUUAGCGAACUCUCCAAAGGGAAGGUGUAUGAUCAAGAGGAGGCUGAAGAUCUAUCUAUGGAUAGCAAUAGUACUUGGUGUCCACACUCCAUAGAGACUUAUUUGCAGCAGUUCUGCCUGCCUUUCCUCAGGAUAACUAGCCUUCUUCAGCACCAUCUGUUUGGAGGAGAGUUACCCAGCUGUCAGGAAGAUGAGGAGUUCACGGUUCUUGCCAACUGCCUGGGCCUGUUGCCGUCAUCUUUUCAGUCCUCGCAUCAGUUUUCCAGUGCCUCAUGUCUGGAUUGGCCUGUGCCAGCCUUUGACAUAAUAUCCCAGUGGUGCUCAGAGCUGGUUUCAUUUGCUGAGAAACAUCCAAAACAAGUAAAGAUUUUAUCUUUGCAGGAAUCCAAAUGGGACUUACCACGCCUUCUACAAUUGCCUGAAAAUUACAAUACUAUUUUCCAGUACUAUCACAGAAAGAGUUGUUCUGUCUGUACUAAGGUCCCCAAAGAUCCAGCUGUCUGUCUAAUUUGUGGCACUUUUGUGUGCUUGAAAGGACCUUGCUGCAAACAACAGAGCUACUGUGAAUGUGUGUUGCACUCACAAAACUGUGGCGCUGGAACGGGCAUAUUCCUUUUGAUCAAUGCCUCUGUAAUCAUCAUCAUUCGUGGUCACCGGUUUUGCAUUUGGGGUUCUGUUUACCUGGAUGCACAUGGUGAAGAGGACCGAGAUCUCAGGCGUGGGAAGCCUCUCUAUAUAUGUAAGGAAAGAUACAAAGUACUCGAGCAGCAGUGGAUUUCUCAUACCUUUGACCACAUCAACAAAAGAUGGGGGCCACAUUACAACGCUCUGUAGAUCACUACCCAUCACCUGCACUCUCACAUCGCCUUUACAGUGAAUGCCACUUUGGCCAGCUUUAGCUUUAAGGGAACGGGAAUGUGGUGGCUUCACUGGGGAAAAGGAGUGAAGCCAUGUCUUCCUGUGAAAGCCCUGGGUUUGAAAGGUGCUGGUAAGAAGAGAUUUAGCAGUGGCGAAAAGAACGCAAAAUGAAUCAGAGCUGGUUAAAUUGAGAGCAAAAUCUACAUUCAUUUGUCCAGCUAUUGCUUUUUAAUCCAUUAGUAGACAAGCACAAAUCAUACUUUUAAAAAACAGUGCCAGUACCUGGCUAUUGAGCAUUUAUUUUUCGCUGAUCGCGUUUAUGCUGAAAACACUGUAUGGGUGUAGUUACCUUUCUUAAACAUAUUGCUUUCCCCCGCCCUUUUGCCUUUUUGUGUGUGUUGCUUUAAAUUUUUGCUUGAUAUGUAUUUGUAAGUAUGCAAGAGUUGUAACACCAUUUUUUUGUUUUGUUUUUCUGAGAUUGUAUAGAAAAAAAUAGUCUAAAAGAUUUUUAGAGAAUAUUUCGCUUAUUGCCGGAGAGCGAUUUGAAAUAGUUUCAGGCAUUGCUGAAAAAAAAAAAAACUUAUUCAUUCUCAGGAAUUUCAUAGAUAUACUCCAGAGUUUAGUGAAAUAGCUGUAAAAUAGGUAACCCGCUGCUCUUAUUUAAUAGGGUGCAUUCACAAGUAUUCUGUCUUUGCCAUUUCAGAGAGCUUUUAUUUAGUUGUAAUUCUAACACAUUCAUUUUAUUGUGUGCACAUAUACAAAUUUUGUAAAUGCCCCUGAUGGUGGCUCAUCAUCCCUCUAAAGCAUGUCAUGUCUCUCAUUUCCGUUUAGCUGUAUAGUUAAAAAGAAUACAGUUUUGCUGAUUAGCUGUUUGGUGUAGAAAGAGACUGAAAGCAGGAUCCUGCCUCCAGCUUCCUGAACAACCAGUUGCUGGAUCUGAGAGGGGGACUGCAUGAACAGCAUCUAAAUACAUGCACCGUUUCCCAGGUAGGCAAGGGAUUCACAGGUGGAAGCCACUUUCUGCAUCGGGGUAUUUAGCAAGCACUGAAAUCUACAAAAAUAGGCAUCGUUUUUUUAAAAAUUAAAAACCCACUUCAGCAGGCAGGGAAAAUAGUAGAUCAGUGUAAUAUUUUGCUGCCAAAUUCCACACACACCCUUCCCCCCCCGCCCCGCUUCCUUUUCAUAGAGUAAUUAAACCUUUUCUGACUCUUCAAACAGUGCUGUUCAGGCACAUCUGAUACUCACAUCCUUUGACUUGCAUAGUGUUUUUGGUAAAGUUUGUACUUUAACUAAUUUUUAAAAAAAUGUAGUGAUCAAACCAUGUGUUUAAUUUAAAAGCUGCUCUCUGUUCAAAGGUUUGACUGGAAAUCAGUUCAUGAAAACAACAUAGGAAACAAUACAGAACAGGAAUGCAGGAAAGUUCGCUCCAAAGUACAAAGGGGAAGCCUCAUAGCCCAUUAGAAUUUUUCAUAAAGUUUAGAAGUAAAACACAGUGGUUCGCUGUUUUAUAUAGAACUGUGUAUGACCAUAGACAAUAUAGAUGAGACACACAUAUUUGGAUUCUUCUUACGAGCCUAAAACUGUUUCACCAACUGAAAAGUAGUCUUUUACAAAAAAACAUUGCUACAUUUUUAAUAUUGUAUCAUAUGUUUAGCUUGUAAUAUUUUUGCAUUGAUCAUUUAUUGAGUAUCAGACCUUUUUUGUAAACUCAGUCAAUGAGCAAAAAUAUUCUUGACAUCUCCCAGCAAAACCCAUUAACAGGGCUCUUGAAUCCAAGUGCUCUGUUUUUAGCUUGAAACUUCACAAAAAGGAUAAUGUCUUCAGAAAAACUGCUUUUAAAAAAAAUGUUAUUUAAAGUGGAAUGUUUUAUGAUUGUGUAUAUGGAUGUGAAGUAAAAUUAUUAGCCUUAACUUUAAAACCUUUGUAUUUCCUGGUGUUCAUUUUGGUACUGGUGAAUUAGUCACCAGUCAGUUUAAAAAAAGAGAGGGAAGAUAAGACACUUGUUUGGAAAUUCUACUUGAAAUACAACUGCAUGCUGCUGAACUAGAAUUUUGAUUUCUCCCGUAACUUUUUGAAAACCUGCUUUAUUAAACUUACUUGGAAAAACAUCAGGUCCAAACUAGAAUGGAAUGUGUGUGUGUGUGUGUGUGUGUGCGCAUGCGUGGUGCUGCUGCUCUUCCUCCAACUUACUGGUGUGGUAUCUUGUAUGAAUGAUCAUUUAAGUACAGUACAUUACUGUAGAAAUAGAAUCAAUCUCUGACACAUCAAAAAUGCAAAACUAGAAAUAUGGUACUCAGCUUUGUAAAAUAUGUUAAUAAAAAUCUACUGUCAUUA
Heteronotia binoei (common prickly gecko) is the source of this 7974-nucleotide messenger RNA. It is a transcript of the gene UBR3, whose product is annotated as ubiquitin protein ligase E3 component n-recognin 3. The transcript has 39 exons. Gene Ontology annotation, cellular component: ubiquitin ligase complex; cytoplasm. Gene Ontology annotation, molecular function: zinc ion binding; ubiquitin protein ligase activity. The coding region runs from base 13 to 5616 and encodes 1867 amino acids. The record is from RefSeq and is a predicted model, not a curated record. Gene Ontology annotation, biological process: ubiquitin-dependent protein catabolic process via the N-end rule pathway; protein ubiquitination. Lineage: Eukaryota; Metazoa; Chordata; Lepidosauria; Squamata; Gekkonidae.